AUACAACUAUGCAGUCUCUCAGUUCAAGAGCGAUCUGCAAGUGAUUAAUACAAAGACGAGGAGGAGUUUCUGUGGAGCACUCAUAAUCCAAACGGACUUAUUCUGUGCACUUUCCUCUUACGGAUCAUAGAACAAGUAAAGCCUGGAAUCAUGCCUGUGUCAAGAAUGAAGAUGAGGCCGUGGCUGGAGAAGAUGAUCGAGUCCAACUCCAUCUCGGGUCUGACUUGGGUGGACAAGGAUAAGACGAUGUUCUCAAUCCCCUGGAAGCAUGCAGCUCGACACGGCUGGGAGCUGGACAAGGAUGCAUGUCUGUUCAAAGAGUGGGCCAUCCACACAGGGAAAUACGUCGAGGGCCAGACCUGUGACCCAAAGACGUGGAAAGCCAACUUCCGCUGUGCUAUGAAUUCACUGCCUGACAUCGAAGAGGUGAAAGACAGGAGCGUCAACAAAGGCCACCAAGCAAUGCGCGUCUUCAGGAUGCUGCCUGCCACCCCAAAAUCUAGAGACAAACGAAGCAAAGCAAAGGAAAUGAAACAACGUAGGAGGGUGAAUGCUCAGAGCUCAGAGGUCAAGAUGGAGGAAGACACUGAUUACAGUGACAGCCAGUCUCCCAUGGCUUCUUCACUGCCGGAAGAGACUUUUUCAACUCAGGAAAACACAGUCGACAGUACAGUGCACACAGACCAGCCAGGUUACAGUCUGACUCCAGCUGAGGUUCCUGACUGGUCUUUAUCAGUUGAGAUUGGGCCUGGGAGCUUUGCAGACAACUAUUUCCACAGAUUUGAAGUUUCACCUGACCACAGUCCUGAUUACAGCUAUCCUGACGACAUUAUUGAGAUUUGCCAGCAAAUGGAGAAAGACUCACACUGGAUUGCAAGCAGUUUAGACGGCACGGGGUUCCUGAGCAAUCAACCAUGCGCCAGCCCAGGGAGCCAGUGGAGUGAUUCCUCGUCAGUCGAUGAACUAGACGAACAUCCACAGUACACAACUUUGGUCUCAGACUUCACAAUUCCCACAGACAGCUUCUGGAAAAACAUUUGCCCAGAGAUUUUGCCCAACCUCUGAGGGGCUCAGGACAGGACAGGACAAUGCUUCUGACAUUAUGGACAUUAUGGAAAAAAGCUUUUCCUGCCCAUCAUCUUCCCCCAUCAUCUCAGUCGGAUCACCUAGCAUCACCCCUCCAGGAUCUAAUGAGGGCUGUCUACACUUUAAGCUAAAACAUCCCACCCACCCCCAGAGUUGCGCUUACCAUGUGUCUGACAACUUGGAGAGUUUCCCUUUUCUCCCUCAACCCGUAUGUACGUGUUUUAGGUGAACAAACUUAAUGUGAAGUUAUGAAGAGAAUAUAUGAAGUGCUCUGCUGUUAAAGGACAUACUGCUUAUUAUCUGUGUUUUUGGCGGGUUCAAGGCUUUGUGGUGCUCAGUUUUUUUGUGAUGUUGAUCUGUAAUAAGACAGAAAUCUGUCCUGUUACUGCUCAGGCAGGGCAUUUUCACUCAGUUGUGACUCCAUACCAGGUAGCAAAUACUUAAAUGCAAAUAGGCUCACAUUCAGUACAUAUAUCUGACAGACAGUUAAUGCAUAGUGUCAAAUAAUUACCACAUAAAAUCUGUGAAAAUGUGUGUUUUCCGUUAUGUGUAAAGGUGAAUUUUAGUUAUAUCAUAAAGCAAACUAUCAUCUUAAAAAAAUGUCUGGUAAAAGCUCUACUUCAUAAUCUUACAAUUUUGUUUCUUUUUUGCUUAAAGCAAUUGUUAAGGAAUCUUGUAAAUAGUUGUUUGUGUUUUUAUAAAAUAAAAAGAUCUAUUUUAAAAUGUGAAUAAAGAUGGCUCCUUACUAUA
Molecule: messenger RNA, 1836 nt
Organism: Toxotes jaculatrix (banded archerfish)
Lineage: Eukaryota; Metazoa; Chordata; Actinopteri; Toxotidae
Gene: irf1b
Product: interferon regulatory factor 1b
Exons: 10
Coding region: 151-1065 (304 amino acids)
Biological process (GO): regulation of transcription by RNA polymerase II; immune system process
Cellular component (GO): nucleus
Molecular function (GO): RNA polymerase II cis-regulatory region sequence-specific DNA binding; DNA-binding transcription factor activity, RNA polymerase II-specific
Source: RefSeq, a predicted model, not a curated record